AUAACUUGAAGAGAAAUCCAUAAUAACGAGUACAGAGUGGACACAAACGUCGUGGGGGUAUGUAAGAAAAGGGCGGGGAUGGAACAGAAAAAGUGGUGAGAUGGGUCGGAAAAUGGAGUGGGCAGGAAGAGCGGAUCACAUGAGAGGGAUACCUCGGAAGAUGGUGAUCGCCGCCGUGGGGGCAUGUGGGAAAGCGGUGGCGAAUCUGCUCAACUCCACCACCGUUCACAAUGCCGAUACCCUAAUCCGCCUCGUCCGAUCGAGACCUCCCGGCGUUCCUCUCAUCACUGUUAGCAAUCACAUGUCCACGUUAGAUGACCCUGUUAUGUGGGGAUUCAAGGGUUUUCCAAUAGCGGAUGCAAAAUUGGCACGAUGGGUACUUGCUGCAGAAGAUAUAUGCUUUAAAAACACAAUAUACUCAUAUAUUUUCCGGCUUGGGAAAUGCAUACCUAUAACAAGAGGUGGUGGAAUUUAUCAGGAACACAUGAAUGAAGCUCUUGAUCGCUUAAGUGAUGGAGAAUGGCUGCAUACGUUUCCGGAGGGCAAAGUGCUUCAAGAAGAUGCACCAAUUAGAAGAUUAAAGUGGGGAACUGCCAGUCUCAUUGCUCGGGCUACUGUAACCCCAAUUGUUUUGCCCAUUAUCCACCAUGGUUUUCAUGAGGUGAUGCCUGAGAAUUAUUUUCUCGGCAGAAGGCCUCCUUUCCCAUUAUGUAAUAGAAACAUAAAAAUAGUUGUUGGUGAUCCAAUAGAAUUUGAUCUUCCGAAAUUGAGGCAGGCAGCAUUGUCCAGGUCUAGAAGUUUAGUUUCUCCGAGUUCUGGGUGGCCAACUGCCCCUUCAGGGCUGGAUGAGGCAGCACAAAGAUGUCUCUACUCCACUAUAUCAGAGCAAAUUCGAACAGUCAUGGAGAGCUUACGGAAAAUUUUGGUAAAACAUUAGUAAAGUCCCCCAAGGUUUAAAUUUGUUUGGCCUUCUGCAAAGAUUAAAUACUCGGUCCAAGUGUAUCGGUUUUGAAGCAUGUCCAGCACCAAGGGAAAUGCAAGUUGGCCUUUCGGAAACUCUGAUGGCACUGAGGACUCCCAUUCUUCCCUGGAAUUUUAUUUUUCUAUCCGAUUAACUUCUUAAUUUUUGUUAUGGUUAGUUCAUAUAUUGAAAUGUCUAACAUUAGAGAAUAGACAUCAUCUUUUUAAAGUCCACAUGUAUUUUGCAUUACGGACAUGUACCUAAAUUGGAUUGGAAGCAAAUGUUUGGUUGGUUAUAGAGGCAACAUGCCUUCUUUUGAUU
Messenger RNA from Cornus florida, 1282 nucleotides. Its product is annotated as N-acylphosphatidylethanolamine synthase. The record is from RefSeq and is a predicted model, not a curated record. Gene Ontology annotation, biological process: phospholipid metabolic process. The transcript is spliced from 5 exons. The coding region runs from base 101 to 937 and encodes 278 amino acids. NCBI's taxonomy places the organism in Eukaryota, Viridiplantae, Streptophyta, Magnoliopsida, Cornales, Cornaceae.